AUGGACGAACUCAGUCGCCCAUCGGCAACCGUUACAACAAGUCCCAAAAUUCUUUUGAGGAAAAAGCCAGAUGCUGAUUUGGAGAAAGAAAUGAAGAAACUCAACGAAAUGUUGAAGAAAGACUUUGAUUCUACUGUGAAGAAAAGCGAAGAGGAAAUUGACAAGACUUUCAUGAAUUUCAAGGCAAAGAAAGAGAGCCCAUAUUGUCUUAUCGGUUACAAUACCGCUAUUGUUCUACUCUUAUUGCUCACUAUUAACCGUUUGUUCAAUUUCCAGUCAGCAGCCUAUAAACGCAGCAUGAUAUUCAGCUGGAAGAUAGCUGCGGCAACUCUUGGUGUUGGUGCUACUUGCUUGUUAGCACUGUUUUAUAUCCGGAAAAUAAGAUUAGAAGAACGAGAGAAGCAUAUGAAAUAUAUUGCUGGUAAAGCUCGUAUCGGUGGCGAUUGGGAGCUAGUUAACACUGAAGGUAAACCUGAGGGCUCGGAGCAGUUGAAAGGGAACUGGCUUUUGCUUUACUUUGGAUUCACUCACUGUCCUGAUAUUUGUCCAGACGAAAUAGAGAAAAUGAUUGAGGUUGUCAACAUCCUUGAUUCGAAGCCCGAAAAAGAUCGAAUACCUAUUAAACCUAUAUUCAUUUCUGUUGAUCCGGAACGUGACACUCCGGCUAGAGUCAAGGAGUACUGUGCAGAAUUUUCUCCAAAGCUGCAAGGAUACACAGGCACUGUUGAACAGGUGAACAAAGUUGCGAAAACAUUCCGAGUUUACCAUAGCCAAGGUCCUCGUACUGGAAAGGAUAAGGAUGAUUACAUUGUUGAUCACACUGUGAUCACUUAUCUUAUCGAUCCAGACGGCCACUUCCAUGACUAUUACGGUCAAAAUAAAACUGCUGAAGAAAUCGCUAAUAUUAUUCAGGUGAAAGUGCUCAAAUAUCGCGCUCAGCAUCGUAAGAAUAUUCUCGGUUUCUAA
Strongylus vulgaris is the source of this 966-nucleotide messenger RNA. NCBI's taxonomy places the organism in Eukaryota, Metazoa, Nematoda, Chromadorea, Rhabditida, Strongylidae. The record is from the annotation of a GenBank genome assembly.